AUGUUCGCCAAGCCUGCCAAGGUGAGCGGCAACGUGCUGCUCAAGAACAAAGACGCCAAGAAGCUCCGACGCGACGUGGCCGACUGCUUCAAGGGCUCCUGCGACGGCCCCGACGACCCCAAUCUCAAGGAGCUGCUCGCCUCCAAGGCUGCGGUGAAGAAGAUCAGCUUCCAGGCGCCGUCUCGGGUCGUGGUGUACGCCGCGGAGGAGACCAAGGAACCUCUGAUCUUCGAUGUCUCGGGCAAGGGCGACCUGUGCUUCAGUGUGUACGCUCUGUGGCGGGCGCCGUCGCUGCUGCCCCCGCUGGUGGUGCACGCUCCUGUGAGUGAGUUCGUGCUGCGAGGAGCGGACGUGAUGCUGCCGGGCGUCGUAUUCACGUCGAUGGAGCAGCUGCAGUCGCUGAAGAAGGGCGAGUUGCGAGCGGUGUACGCUCGAGGCAACCCUUGCGCCAUUGGCGUGGGUGAGAUGCUGGUGGAUGCGGCUGAGGUGGAGCGCAGCGGCAAGAAGGGGCGCGCUCUGAAGCUCUGGCACGUUGUGGGGGACUCGUUGUGGCAGAUGGGACCGCAGACGCUGCCAAACGAGGGGUUCGUAGGUGACCGUGUGGUUCCCGUUGGAGGCGAGCAAGAUAGUGAUGAAGAAGUCUCGGAAGACGAUGCUGGGGUGAGCUUGAACGGAGUCAAGUUGGAGGAGGAAAAGGAGCAGGAUGGGGAUGAGGAGAGUAAGGUGGAAGAGGAAGAGGAGGAAGUGACGAAAGAGCAGAUGAACAGUUACUAUGUGGCUGCGCUGCUGCAGGCACUGAGGACCGGGCGCAUUCGUGAGAAGGGGCUGCCGAUGUUAGCCAGCUCGUUCCACGCGAACGUGUUGCUGCCUUGCCGCCGGGCCGGUGUGUCGCUGAAUAUCAAGCACAGCUCGUUCAAGAAACUUUCGGUGUUUCUGAAGGGUAUGGCAGCACAUGGCCUGCUCGCUGUGGCUGAUAACGACGGCGUGCAGUCGAUCACUGCUAUUUCCCGACGCCAUCCGGAUGUUCUGUCGCACGAGGUCUAUCAGACCGCGGAGGAAGCUCAGCAGGAAGAACUGGCCGCUGCGAACAAGGCUGCUGGUCUCCCCGCUUUCGUCCCCGGCCAGUACGCUCCCGAGGUGGAGGAGAGUAUCGGUUUGUCCCCAGCACUCAAGACACUUCUCCCAUCUAUUCUGCCGAACACUGCUGCUGGUCAACCGCUGCAAAAGUACUGGUCGGCUGCUGACAUCCGUGACUUGGUGAACCAGUACGUGGAGAGCCAAGGACUUGUGGACGCUGGAAACAAAAAGUUUGUGCGGCUGAACGGUCCGCUGACGGACGCUCUGUACGGCAAGAAGGCACCUGCAGGUGGGUAUCCCGACCGUCUCGCACGUCCCGAGGUUCUGAACCUGCUGCUGGCCAAGUGCACACGCUACCACCGCAUCAAGCUCUUCCCGACUCACGCUGCCAAGUUCCACGGCGGCAAUCUCCGUCCGAUUGCGAUUCACGCUGAAAAACUCAAGCGCCGGAACAACACUACCGUGACCUGCAUGGCGUUCUACCAGCAGUUCGGCAUCGAUGGUGCUGCAUUCGCUAAGGAGGCGCAGAAGAAGUGGGGCUGCAGUGCCGCUGUGCAGACGUCCGAAGACAAGAGCAAGGGCGAGGAGAUCCAGAUCCAUGGGCAGAUGGUGAACGAGGUGCUGGAGUACUUGAGCACCAAGUACCGCAUCAACGCCAAGUACUGCAACGUGACAUACGGGAAGGAUGUCAAGGCCAAGAAGAAGAAGUAA
Messenger RNA from Phytophthora sojae, 1788 nucleotides. RefSeq lists its product as hypothetical. Gene Ontology annotation, molecular function: RNA binding; translation initiation factor activity. Lineage: Eukaryota; Oomycota; Peronosporomycetes; Peronosporales; Peronosporaceae. The transcript is spliced from 3 exons. The record is from RefSeq and is a predicted model, not a curated record. Gene Ontology annotation, biological process: formation of translation preinitiation complex; translational initiation. Bases 1 to 1788 code for a protein of 595 amino acids.